Messenger RNA from Rotaria sordida, 444 nucleotides. The record is from the annotation of a GenBank genome assembly. Lineage: Eukaryota; Metazoa; Rotifera; Eurotatoria; Philodinida; Philodinidae.
AUGUAUCUCACUGAUUAUAGUGGAACUAUAUCUUCACCAUUACAACUUAAUGUUGAAAUACAUAUUGUUGAUAUUAUAACUGAUAUAGAUGAAAAAUAUAAGGUUACUUUUAAUGGAUAUAUUUAUAUUAAAAUUAAUAAACGUCAAUCAUUAGAAAAUGUACAAGAACUUCGUAUUUAUAGAGAUCUUAAUCUUAAAUCAGCUAACAUUAUUCAUGCAAUGAAAGAAAAAGAUAAUUCAAAGAAAACAUUAAAUAUUCGAAUAGUAAUUACAAUUGUUUUGUUACUUAUAACUGGAAUGGGUAUUUUUUAUAUUUUACGACGAUAUUGUAUAGAUUCAUCUUCUAAAAGUACAUCAAAAAAUGUUCGUGAUUUAACUAUAGACAGUUUAAAAAGUCAUACAAGUAAUAAAACAGACGAUCAUUCAAAUAUUACUUACUUUUAA